Messenger RNA from Pseudoliparis swirei, 1607 nucleotides. RefSeq names its product complement receptor type 1-like. Lineage: Eukaryota; Metazoa; Chordata; Actinopteri; Perciformes; Liparidae. The record is from RefSeq and is a predicted model, not a curated record. The coding region runs from base 66 to 1445 and encodes 459 amino acids. The transcript has 11 exons.
UUCACGGUGAUCUGCCUCUGAGGAGCUAUUUGCUGUCACGGAGGGAUACACACGCGCCACGAAACAUGAGGACGGUCGGGUGGAACCUUCUGGUUUUGUCGUUCGCCUCCUUCGCGUCUGCUCAAGUAUCAAAUGAAUGUUCGGCGCCACCGGAGUACCCGAACAUCCGACUGUUGAGGAAAUACACCGGCGUGCAGAAGUUCUCCAGCGGGCAGAAGGUGUAUCACGACUGCGCGGAGGACUUCGCUCCGCACAGAGGGAGCCGAGUGGCGCAGUGUGUCGGCGGCUCGUGGACCCGCCUGACGCUGAAGUGCCAGAAGAGGUCAUGUGGCUAUGUCGGGGAUCUACCGUACGGGGAGUUCCUGUAUAAAGGGAAUUCAUUCCUCGGGGAGAAAGUGUACGCGAGAUGCAAUGAGGGAUACACGCUGAGAGGACUCGACUACAUGAUCUGCAAGAAGGCCGGCUGGGCCGGUGAACUCCCGUCUUGUGUGGAGGGUGAGGACACCUGCUCCGCUCCUGCCGUGGCCAACUCGGUGAACGGCACCGGAGACGUUUCUGUUCACCGCGUGGGAGACCGCGUGACCUUCACCUGCCGACGGGGUUUCCAGCUGGCUGGAGCUCGGCACAUCGCUUGUGGACCCGGUGGCCUGUGGCAACCUCGGCCCCCUCGAUGCCAGCCGGCCCCCGAGAAAAAGACGGGAUGCGGCGCGCCCGUCGACGCCCGCGACUCCAUCGCCAACCUCAUGGAUAAGUACGCCGCGAUGACCUCUUUCACCUCCGGGGACAAAGUCUAUUACAGGUGUGCCCUCGGAUACGUUCCCUCCGGCGGCAGAAGGUAUCGCAGGUGUGUCGAAGGCGAGUGGACCCCGAUGCUGCUGAGAUGCCAACGAAGGCUGUGUGGCUCAGCGGGAGAGAUUUUAAAUGGACUGUUCACCUACACUGGAGUGGAGUUUGGAGACACUGCGACGGCCGUCUGUAACGAGGGGCAUCUUCUCGUUGGACGGGCGACCAGAAACUGCUUGAGCAAAGGCUGGGACGGCCGCGUUCCCGCCUGCGAAGCCGUGGUCUGUGCUGAGCCUCCAGCGGCGACGAAUGCCGAGAGGACGGAACAUCAGGAGGAGGCGGCGUACGCGUACAGGAGCGUGAUCCGCUACAAGUGUCCCGUGGGAACCCUGAUUGGACGAAGCGACAUUUGGUGCACGGCGGCCGGGACCUGGAGCGGCCCCGCUCCGACAUGCAAAGAAAUAACAUGUGCGGCUCCAAAGGUGGCCAACGCCUACUGGACGGGAGGCCACGCCACGUAUAAAGACCGGGACACCGUAUUCAUCGAGUGCGACGCGGGCUUCACGAAGACCGGCCCGAGCGCGGUCAGCUGUGGUCGGGAUGGCCGAUGGUCACCUGGCCUCCCUAAAUGUACACCGCGUCGUACCAACCGGAGGAGCUGAAAGACGUCCAGCUGGCGUCAUCGGAGGACGGAAAUGGUCUCUUAUGCUUCUAAAAGUAGUCCAUAGAACACCUAGAAUAAUGCACCAAUAUGUAUAUUUUCUUACUUGCUCAAAGACUUGUAUAAACUCAUUAUACAGACAUUAAAAUAUGUUUGAAAUGAA